AUGGCCGAGAAGCAGAAUCACCAAAAGAAGCUCGACGACAAGGAAGCUCAGAUCAAGGAACGAGAGACACUUGUCUUGACUUUGAACCAAGAAGUCAUGCUCCAAGACAACACGAUCUUUAGACUCCAUCUUCAAGGCAAGCAGAAGGAUGCCGCUCUCCUGGAGAACAGAUAUACCAUUACAGAACUCGAGAGGCAAGUGAAGAGCAACAAAGAAUCCCAAGCUGAAGUCAGAGCGCCAACUCAGACUCAAGGCUCUCCCUUGCCCAGCACAUCUCAAGAACUGCCAGAGAGAAAAGAAAUCCAAGUUCAAGUGAAGUGA
Aureobasidium namibiae CBS 147.97 is the source of this 321-nucleotide messenger RNA. RefSeq lists its product as uncharacterized. Lineage: Eukaryota; Fungi; Ascomycota; Dothideomycetes; Dothideales; Saccotheciaceae. The record is from RefSeq and is a predicted model, not a curated record. The coding region runs from base 1 to 321 and encodes 106 amino acids. The transcript has a single exon.